ACUGGGUAUGCUUAAAAGACAAAUCACUCACAUCCGGAAAGAAGGGUUAUCAUGCUGACGAGUUUUAAAUACUAUUUAAGCCAAAGAUAUAUGAAAAAAAAUCUCUUGCAGGCAGUAUAAAUAUGAGAGAUAUAAUAGGGAUUUAGAAAAAGAACAAAAUCGAAAGGAGUGGACGUGAGUCUCCGGUGUGAACUCGUAUCUAAUGCAGGAAAAAUGUAAUGCAUAUAUAGGACCGUAGCAGUGAGACAUUGCUGUCCAGCAGAGGGAAGUUGUUGAAUACAAAUAGCAUGGAAAUUAAACUGAAACAAGGCGUACAGCGCAGCAAGGGAAACUGAAGUGAAGACGAUGUGUCAGAUUCCAUGGUUGCUGCCCAGAGUGUCAGACGAGGCGGAGAGCUGUGUACGCUGCGAACCAUAGAGGGCCACCGCCGCCAAGCAAAAGCACGGGUACUCCAGACCCAGAAGAUGACCGUUAGACCAUCACACUGAUCUAUCUCGAAUGGGAUUCGACGUGGUGAAAUCAAGAACUCAUCCUUCAAAGGCAGAACCAGCCGGAAGAUGGCCAGUCCCAUUCCGAAAAGCAACCCUGCCCUGAAACUGAAAGUGAAUUUGACCACCGUUCUUUGUUGAAUGUUACAUGGUGUAGAAAAACGGUCAGUCGCAGGUAUUACAUGUAUCACAGAUACUGCUGGUUUUGUUAUAUUAAAGCAAUAAUCGUCUAUAUUUGAAGAACCAAAUUAUAAUGGAAGAGCAGCCGCUUUGUGAAAACAACCGUCCGGAAGACAUCUAUUUCCCACAGCACAACUCCAUGGGGGUGUGUAACAUGAACUAUGGCGUGCAGCCCAUGGUACCGGCUCAGCUCUCUCCAGCCUCCCCUCAGUACUUCCAAGACCAGAUGGAAUCUCCUGUCACGCCUGGGCAGGACUUCAGUUCUAUAGUGGAAGGCUCCAAACCCGGGGGGGCAUGGCCUAGCAGCAAUAACAGGAAGAGCAUCCCGAACCUGUGGGGCUCGCUCGCUCAAGGUGACGCCCUGGAGAUGAGCGAAAACAACAGUAACGGGGGCUACCAGUUCAGCAUCCUGGCCUCGACGGAAUCACCGGCGACCCCCAAGCAUGCCGGCAACUCUCUGCCACGCCUCGAUUCCUUCAACCAGGUCUUUGCCAGCCAGAACCUGCGAAUCCUCCAAGGAGGGGGUGGCGGCAACAAGGGGUCCCGGCUGCUGGUGUCUGGCCCGAUCUGCACCCCCACGGACAGCGCCCUGCGCCAGCUGCUCUCGCAGAAGUCCUCGCAGCUGGAGCAGUCGAGCAUGCAGCCGACAGGGCCGCAGCACAGGUACCCCCCCAUGGGACUGUCAGCGUCAAGGAGCUACGACCAGACACAGUCCAAGCUCAUGCAUGAGCAUGAACAGCAGCAGCUGCAGUAUGACUACCAACACCAACAACCGGACGAGUACUACAUCCAGCAGGGGGCACUGCAACAGGCGCAGGUGUCGGAAUGCAGCCGCUCGCUACAGCAGUUCCACCAGCAGCCGCAGCAGCUCGACUACCAGCAGGGGGCGUACUACCAGCCGCAGGCUCACUUGGCGGCCCAGCAGCCCAUGCCGAGUCCCUCGUUCCUGCCGGGCUACGGUCAGAACUGUAAGAUCUCCCAGCAGCAGCAGCAGUUCAUGCAGGCCAGCCCGGCCCACCCCAGCCAGCAGGCCCAGCUCUACUUCCAGGAGGAGCAGAAACCCAGGCCACUGUACCACCAAAGCAGCCCUUACCUGCAGCAGCCCCAGGGCCACAUCCAAGACGAGGUUCACGCGCUGCCAAGCAAGCAGUAUCACUCUGACUCAAACUGUGCCCUGCCCAGCCCGAGCCAGCACACGCCCACCCACCCAGCUCAUAGCUUCCUGUUCCCCAGAGACCAUAGCCUGGCCUGUCAGGAGCCCACCAUGCCUCUGGCCGGCACCAUCAGCCCUCUCCCCCAGAGCCAUGCGCCGCAGAGGGACGUCCCCCCCAGCAUCCAGCAGGCGAACUGCAAAGCAGGGGGUCAGCAACUGCACUCCCCCAGCUCAUCAUGGCUACAGAUGCGCUUACCAAACUACCAGGACGAUCCACUGUCUCCUGACCACAGUGUUGUGGUCAAACCAGAGGUGUUGCAGAAGGACGACAGCAGCAACAAGCUCCUGUGCUCUACCUGCAAGAAGGUGUUCAAGAGUCUGCCGGCCCUGAAUGGCCACAUGCGGUCUCACGGGGGCUUCCGGGCUCUGCCCACACCCAAAACGCAGAAGGAAGGGGGCGCUCCUCUGCCCCGGGAGGAUGAGCCUGCCCGCCCAGUCGUCAUGCCUGUCUCUGUGCCUGUCAAGCUUCAGCCCGUUGUCACCAAGUUGCCCCUCGCUCCUCACUGGCCCAGCCCUGACAAAGGCCCCACCAACCGCACCGGGCUGUCUCCACAGGUGCCUUGGCCAUGCUCUGACGGGCCCCAGAUACAUGCCGCUUCCUCUAUGUUAAAAAGCGAGAGAGCCAGAGAGGUAGAGGGUCAGGCAGCCAGGCCAGUGAAGAAGAAGAACCGGCAUCGGCUGCAGCCGCUGGUCAUUCCCACAUCCAGCCCCAGCUCGGCCGCCAGAGUCACCAUCCUGUACCAGAGCCAGCUGCGCUCCCCGCACAUUGCGGGCGACUCCAGCUCCUACACGCCGCCCCCCAUGCUCAGCCCUGUCCGACAAGGAUCUGGCCUCUUCAGCAAUGUUAAAACAGCCCCAGGGCCGCCGGGAGGGACCCUCAACCCAGUCCCUCCACGUGUGAUCAUCUGCAAAACAAAUAAUGCUUCUGGAAAUCUUAUAUUGACAACACUGGGCCCGGGAGAGAAGCCUGUGGACAUUGAACCGCGGAUCAACAUCGGCCCCCGUUUCCAGGCUGUGAUUCCCGACUUGCAGGAACCAUGCCAGGUGGAAAAGGACGUACACAAGGCUGGCCUUCUGUGGACCCCCUGGCCGGACUUGGACAGCCCAGCUACCCAGCAGAAAGUGGACGAUCUUGUGAAUAUGGCAUGUUCCAGCAUACUGCCAGGAGGGGGCGCCAACACUGAACUAGCACUCCACUCUCUUUUUGAAUGCAGAGGGAACUUCAUGGCAACCGUGGAGAAAUUGCUUGUGCUGAAGCCAGUGAGACACAAGUCUAACCCUCUUACAGGUUAUCAUUAUGCAGGGUCUGAUAAGUGGACAGUAGUGGAGAAGAAAAUGUUUAAUAAAGCCUUUACCAUACACAACAAGGACUUCUUUAUCAUACAGAAAAUGGUUAAAACAAAGACAGUGGCACAGUGUGUCGAGUACUACUACACCUGCAAAAAGAUAUCAAGUUUGGGCAAGAAACAGAAAACAUGCCUGUCUGACCUGGUCCCCGAGAGCUCGGAUGACUGGGCCGAGGCGGAGAUGGACGCGAAGAAGCCCCAGGAGCGGGAGCCCAAAGCCCUCAGGUCACCUGACCUGUCAGGCCCCCCCCCCAAUGGCACUGUGGUCCUGUCCAAGAGCACUUUUAUGUGUGAAGUGCCUGGCUGUGGUUUGAUCUUCUCCUCUAAGCCAGCCUUGAGCGGACAUGGCCGAAUUCACAGCAACCCGGGCACAUGCCCCAAGCCUGUCUCAGACAGAAACAAAGCCAAGGCACAGGCCCAGUCGGUAUCGAGCUCCCUGAAGAGCUCCCCGGCCCAUAGCACCACCAGUGGGGAGACUGACCCCACGCUUCUCUUCCCUUGCAAAGAGUGCGGCAAGGUGUUUUAUAAAAUCAAGAGCCGCAACGCCCACAUGAAGACUCACCGGCAGCAAGACGAGACGCAGGUCUGGAGGCUCCAGAAGCCACUGGGUCACAUGACCGUGGAGGGGGCACCUACCACCCCCCGCAUCCCUCAGGUGCCCAUGGCUCUCCUCCAGCUCCCCUUCGACCACAUGGGCCUGGUAAAGCGGCUCAGGGAGGAGAACGACCACACGGAGGAGGAGGAAGAGGAGGAGGAGGAAGAGGAGGAGGAGGGGGAGGAGAUGGGGAAAGGCUGCCCUCUUGUGGCACGUCCUGUGACGCAGCCGCAGAAGGGAACUGAAUGACCCCGUAGGCAGGAGAGAAGGCCUUGCUUCAGAAGGGAGGUCCUUAUUAAACACUUUUAGUGAGAGUCCAAAAAGCUGAAAGAGUGAAGGCAUUCAGGGUUUUAUUCUCUUUAUCUCAGGGUUGGUUUGGAUUUUGUUGUUCUAUGUUUUUAUAUUACAGCUUUUUGGACUUUUUUUAUACAGAAUAACAAAUACAUGAAUACGUUAAUGAGAUAUAUUAAGGAUUCUAGGUACUGAAUCUUUUUUAUGACUAUCGAACAUGGUUCUUAGCAUGUAAAGGUACAACAGUUCUCACCGUUCUCAAAACGGUGAUGUCCUAGACCAUUGUUUCCCAAUCUGGUCCUCAGGACCCACAGACAGUCCACGUUUUUGUGAACUGUCUGGCAGGGAGCUUGGAGGGAGCAAAAACAUGGACCGACUGUAGGUCCACGAGGACCAGAUUAGGAAACACUGCCCUAGACAGAAGUUAGAAAACAGAGACCUGGUCAAAGAUCAAAACACGUAACUCCAAAUAAGAACUGAGGUAUCUGCCUACACAGCAGUUACCAUCUCCAGGAACUGCAGAUUUGUACCCUCCUGCAUCUUCCUGUUUAUCUAAUGCUUUAUCCUGUUAAAGUAUUGCAGAAAAAUCUUUUAUGCCGAUUCCUGCAUACUGCAUAAUUAUAAAUGUGCACAACCUGUAUGAUGAUGCAGAUGUCUUCCGCUCUAUAUACAUCACUGCCUUUCUUUAAUGUGUUUGUCAUUAUUGACAAGUUCACAAGAAUGAUGCACAAAUAGUCGCUGGCAUUCUUUAUUGCACUUGGGGUUAAACUUCUGCCAUGCUGUCCCCGCGCAUUCAAAUAAAGACUUUAUUUUUGGUACGAAAUAGGUCAUGAAUAUGAAUGUAAAAUCUUUAUUUUAAAUACAUAUAAAUUUAGCCAGUAGGGCGUAAUAUUCCUUUUCUUUGUUGCACUACUGAAAAAAAAAUAUAAAAGACUGGUAUAAAGGCUAUUCAGUGGGUCCACCAAAAAAUGGGAAAUGAAUUUAUGUUAAUAUAUAAGAGAGACGUUUAUAAAAAGAAAAUUUCUAUUUCAGUGGUUUACAAUUUUUUAAUUUUGCGGUAAUGCGAUUGUAUAUUUUAUUUAUCUCCUCCUAUAUUUAUUCGCAUUUACUAUGAUUUAGGAAAAGCCUAUCAUUCAGUUGGUUGCCAGUUCCAAAGCCAAUUCAUUUCUUUCCAGUCAAUGUUACAUUGUUGAAGUUAACAGUGUAUAAAUGUUUAUAUGUUUCCUGGGGUCUGUAUCACAAAGCCAGAUUUAAGGUACCCCGGUUUAGAUGGACUGCUGUUCACUUACUUUUAGCCCUGACCACCUUAAAUACGACCAGUUAUAUGGGAAGCAAGAAAUCCUGCUUUGUGAUACAGGUGUUUUACUCUGUUCAGAAAGUUGAAAAUACUGUACUUCAAUUGCAUUUUUUAACCAAGUAUUAUUUUCACUGUAGCGUAAUACCAAAACUCUCACAGCCUCAAGGUGUUUACUUGAAUGUAACAUAUUUCUUUUAUUUACCUUCGAUUUUAUUCAGCACAAGUCUUACUGACUUCUUCGAAUGAGCACUUGUACACCAAGUCUCCAUUGUUUCCUUGGAUGGUUGGGUGAAAUUGUGAAUGAAAUUAAAGUAAAAAAUUACGUACAGCUACAAAUACAGUAUUGCAGAUUAAAUACUUUCUGGAUUGAAUUCUUUUUUUCUUUUCUAUUUUGGUUUUUGCUCCUGGCAUGUAGCAGGGAGAAAUAAGCAUAUGUCUUUAGUGUGUAUCUUCCUGUAGACAUUUGUUAUGUAGACACAGCAAUCUGAGGAGCACAGCCACUAUCCUGCACUGAGGUCUUUCCCUCUGGAAACAUACCUGCAGUUUCCAAAACUCCCUGUUCGAUACAGGGAUUAUAUUGCCCAAAGCAAUAUAAUUUGUCAGAUGGUGUCUCGCUGAACUCUCACUGGGAAUGGUCAAGCCUCACUGGAAUCAUUUGCAAGUGACCUGGGGGCGGAAGGAAACUUUGAUAUAGCCAAAGGAUGGUAAGGGCCUAUUUGAGUGGUCUUUCUAUGUAAUUUUUUUACACUUUUGUAGUUACCAAUUACCAUUUGUUUUGCAUGUUCCUUAACUGGAGAAACAGCCAGGUUGUGUUUAAAAUGAAUUGUUAAGUAAUUUAAUUAAAAGGAUAAAUAAAUGAGUGUCAUGCCUUGCGUCCGAGCCUCCCAUGUGCCACGCCCCCCCUCGCUACCUCGUGUGGAAUCCCCGUGUUACCAGCUAUGUCUAGUCUUGUUCAAUGUAGUCUGGUGUAUUUACAGUAAGUGCUUCCUUGUUCGUCUUCCCCUAGUCCUGUCAUUGACGUUGCUACCUGUUUUGCCCCGUGGGCCUUUGCUGUUUCCUCAAUAAACCACUCGUUUCCCCGACCCCCUGGACUCCCACUCCUCUAUCCCCGCUCUGUGCCCAUUCGCCGCGUAACAAUGAGCCCCAGGGCAUCCCUGUCAAAUGAUCGAAUACCACUGCUUUAGUUAUACCACAGUAAUAUGGAUAAUCAGAAAUAAUGGGAAAUUGAGAAAUUUCUGUUUUGUAAAAACUUAAGGUAAUAUAAUUACUUGUGUUUGUAUGCACGGUUGCCAAGAAAUUUCUAUUUCUUUUUACCUGGAUUUUCUUUGUUGUUUUGACUGAAAAGCUUUUGUACAGUGAAAUUAUCUUUCUUUGUAUUGAUAAAAAUAUUUUAACACCUUUUGAA
This is a messenger RNA of Paramormyrops kingsleyae, 6815 nucleotides long. Its product is annotated as transcriptional-regulating factor 1. Gene Ontology annotation, molecular function: transcription corepressor activity. Lineage: Eukaryota; Metazoa; Chordata; Actinopteri; Osteoglossiformes; Mormyridae. The record is from RefSeq and is a predicted model, not a curated record. Gene Ontology annotation, cellular component: transcription regulator complex; histone deacetylase complex. Gene Ontology annotation, biological process: negative regulation of DNA-templated transcription; regulation of transcription by RNA polymerase II.